AGGACAGGGGCACCCGGCCCCCCGGGGGCAGCCAGCAGGGAGCCAGCCCCGGAGACCCCCCCCCCCCCCCGGUGGAGAGACACAGGUCACAGACAGGCAGAGGGGGAGAGCAGACGUGGGAGGGGGCGUCAGAGGCAGAGGGACCAGACAGCCAGACAGAGGGAGCGACAGCUCGGAUCCAGGGACAGGGACAGGGGACGAGGGAGCAAAAGAGGGGACGGGAGAGAGAAAGGAGAGAGGAAGGGGGGAGAGGGGUCCCAGUGGAGGAGGAGGAGCAGGGGGAGGGCAGCAGACAGAGGCCGGCAGCCUUUGAAGAAGGAGCAGCCGCGUCCCCAGGGCUGGGGUCAGGCCAGGUCGCCGGGCCGGCGGCAUGAGUGGCUCUGCCCUCCUGAGGAGAAGUUCCAGCAAACGGGGCCUGGAGAACCUCGUGAGGCUCACGACUCAGCGGAGCGCGGAAGAUGAGGAGGAGGCCGCCCGCGAGCGUCGCCGCCGGGCGAGGGACAGGGAGCUUCGGGCCCAGGACGAGGACGGCGGCCAGUCCCCCGAGCCGCCGGAGCGGGAGAGCCUCCUCAGCCUGAAGCCCUCAGAGGCCCCUGAACUGGAUGAGGACGAGGGUUUCAGCGACUGGUCCCAGAAGCCAGAGCCACAGCGGCAGCCCUGGGAGGCCGGGGGGGCCUCCAACAGCGGGGAGCCCCCUCGGAGCGAGAGUCCGGAGGGGCAGCAGGAGGAGAACAGGCCCCAUCAGCAUGCCUACGGGAGUCAGGGUGGUGAUGAGCAGAGUCCAGCCAGAGUCAGCCUGGAGGAGUUGCAUCUGAGCCCCAGCUCAGAGCUCCAGGACGGGCCGGGAACAGAGGAGACAGAGCCCAAGAGCCCAGAGGGGACCGUCCAGGGCAGCCUGGGGCCGGCAGAAGCCGAAGAGGCAGACGAGCAGCACCAGAAACACCAGCAGCCCAGGACGCCCAGCCCCCUGGUCUUGGAGGGUGCUACCGCACAGGGCUCACCUCCCCUGAGCCCCAGCACCAAACUCAUCGACAGAACCGAGUCCCUGAACCGCUCCAUCAGGAAGAGUAACAGUGUGAAGAAGUCCCAACCAGCCUUGCCCAUCUCCAAGAUUGAUGAGCGACUGGAGCAGUACACACAGGCCAUUGAGACUGCUGGCCGGACCCCCAAGCUAACCCGCCAGCCCUCCAUUGAGCUGCCCAGCAUGGCUGUGGCGAGCACCAAGAGCCGGUGGGAGACAAGAGAAGUUCAGGCUCAGUCCACUGCCAAGACCCCCUCUUGCAAGGAUAUCGUAGCUGGAGACAUGAGCAAGAAAAGCCUCUGGGAGCAAAAAGGAGGCUCCAAGACAUCAUCGACAAUUAAGCAGAGCACUCCGUCUGGAAAGAGGUACAAGUUUGUGGCCACCGGACAUGGGAAGUAUGAGAAGGUGCUUGUGGACGAGGGCUCGGUGCCCUAGGCUGCCCUUCUUGCUUUCCUGAGACUGCAGACAGCUCGGGAAGCACCCUCCGCCCUCGCAGGGGCAAGUCCAGCCAGACGCCCACCCCGGCCCUGCCAUGGGAGCCGCUGCCGUUGCCUGCCUGGCCUGCCCGCGCCCGGCCAACACCCACCACCAUCGCCGUCUCUCUACUCCUCGACCCCCCGACUGCUCUCCCCUCCCGCUCUCUGACCCCCACUCUACCUCGCACAGCAGGGGCAGGAAAGGGACUCUCACUGGUGAUUGACCAAAGGGGCCGCCCCCCCAGAGACCAAGAGUCCCCGAGGAAGGCCCAGCCUGGGCAGAGAGAGGACACGUGCUGGGGGACCUCCAGGUCGAGAGACACCAGCGCCUGCACCGCAUUCUCAGGCCCUGCCCCCUCCCUGCUCCCGGCUUGCAGCCUUGUCCUCCGUGUGCAAUAAAGCUCCUUGUGUGUUCCAA
Molecule: messenger RNA, 1915 nt
Organism: Acinonyx jubatus (cheetah)
Lineage: Eukaryota; Metazoa; Chordata; Mammalia; Carnivora; Felidae
Gene: LSP1
Product: lymphocyte specific protein 1
Exons: 11
Coding region: 371-1456 (361 amino acids)
Biological process (GO): signal transduction
Molecular function (GO): actin binding
Source: RefSeq, a predicted model, not a curated record